CAUACCGCUACAUAUUAUAGAAGAGGACAGCUAUGAGAAGGAUGUUUUAUUCUACGUCAAUAUCGGGGAACCGGAGUUACUCGGAGAUGGGUUUGAGACGGACCAGCCGGAUGCGUCCGCGUCUCUCUUUGAAGAUAACGACGCGCCAAUGGCAACUGGCAAUGAAGCCAACCAUUUGGCAACAUUGCCAGAAGAAGAAGCAGUAGUUGCCAUGAUGGGUCUGCCAAAAUCUGGCGAGAUCACCAGAGCACAGUUGAGAGUUAAGGAGAGCAAAGAAUUUAAGAAUACAGUGGACAAAUUAGUGCAGAGAGCGAAUGCAUCAAUAAUAAUAGGAACGUCAUCGUGGAAGGAACAGUUCUCGGAGGCUCUCACCGCCAGUUCAGGUUCAGACGACCCUGACGAACCUCCGUCGUGGUCAGACUACGUUCUUCAUGUAGUCACGUUGUUUUGGAAGAUAAUUUUCGCGUUAAUUCCACCUACAGAUAUAGGCGGCGGUUACGUGUGUUUCGUGGUAUCAAUUAUCUGCAUCGGCGUGGUCACUGCCGUCAUUGGUGACGUCGCCUCACACUUUGGCUGCACGCUCGGCAUCAAGGAUUCGGUUACCGCCAUCGUAUUUGUUGCCCUUGGCACCAGUAUACCUGACACGUUCGCGAGUAAAGUGGCAGCGAUCCAGGAUAAGUAUGCGGACGCGUCCGUUGGCAACGUCACGGGAUCGAAUGCUGUGAACGUGUUCCUCGGGAUUGGUGUGGCGUGGACCGUCGCUGCUCUGGUACACUGGAGCAAGAACGAGACGUUUCACGUAGAACCGGGGAAUCUCGCAUUCAGCGUCACGAUGUUCUGCAGCGAGGCAGCCUUGGCGGUCCUUGUGUUGGUCCUCAGGAGGAGGAAGAGCAUCGGAGGCGAGCUCGGAGGACCCCGCUGCAUCAAAAUAGUGACUUCCAUCUUCUUCUUCUCUCUCUGGCUAGUUUACCUCACCAUGUCCAGUUUAGAGGCUUAUGACGUCAUCACAGGAUUUUAGAGAUCUACUUUUUGCAUACUGGUAAAGCUUUCUUCAUUAUCAAUACUACCAAACAGAUUUAUCCAAUUGAAAUGUAAAUACGAUGUGCUGUGAAUUUUUAGAAAGGGUUGGAGAAUGAAGGUAAAUAUUUGAGAUCCUUGGAACAUCAAACCACGCCCUAUCUUUAAAAGUUCAAGAUUUAUGAUUUACAUUUGCAGAAUCACUAAUAAAAUUUACGCAAAACUGGCAAAUUCUUUUGGUUACCUACAUUCUACUACAGAAAUACGAAUAUUUUUAUUUAUAAAAAGAAUUCUUACAGAACAUAAUUAUUAAAAAUCUGUUUUCUUUACAAUUAUAUAAGAAUAUUUAUCUAGUAAUCGUCCAUUAACUCGCAAAAUUAUUUGUUACGAAUAAAAACAAACCUUCCUUGGGCCAUUUAAGCCUCAAAAACGAUUGUUUGCCAAACAAUCAUGGCUUCCAUUCGACGGAAUGGUUUAAUAUCGUCCGUAAAUAUUUCCCCUAUUCGUAAAUGAAAAAUUUAUAUAUAUGCUCAAAUAUGUACAGAUAUUAGCAAAAAAAUUCUAUGUAUUCCACUUUUUCUUCUAGAAUAUUUCAAUUUUACUAAAGCUGAUAAUAAUCGUCAAAUGUAGCCUUGGAGGCUGUGGUAUGUAUAAUCGUAGAUAUAAUUCUAUGCGUCAUUAAUCGAUAUUCGAUAUAUCGAUAGUAUCGAUUUUAAAUAAAUUUGUGGAAGAAUUUGUUUUAUAAAAGAUUAAAAAUAUUUAUUUUCGACGCCAAUCAACGCCUGCUUAUUAAUUUCCCUCGCUCAGUUUAAUUAACGUUCCUAAUUAAUUAUAUAAGGUGAUGAAAAAUGAUAUUCUAUAUAUAUCGUCGGGUUUACGUGCUUGGUGUCAAAGAUAAUUGAA
Messenger RNA from Manduca sexta (tobacco hornworm), 1920 nucleotides. RefSeq names its product sodium/calcium exchanger 1 (gene Calx). The transcript is spliced from 8 exons. The record is from RefSeq and is a predicted model, not a curated record. Gene Ontology annotation, molecular function: calcium:sodium antiporter activity. Gene Ontology annotation, biological process: sodium ion transmembrane transport; calcium ion import across plasma membrane. The coding region runs from base 149 to 1018 and encodes 289 amino acids. NCBI's taxonomy places the organism in Eukaryota, Metazoa, Arthropoda, Insecta, Lepidoptera, Sphingidae. Gene Ontology annotation, cellular component: axon; postsynapse; sarcolemma.